GAUUUAUUCGUUGUGACUUACGUCUUUGUCAUAUAUAGAUAAGUAAUAAACUUCAUAAGAGCAAUGUUUAUAUUGAGAGGUUAGAAGUGUUAAUAAUUUCAAUCAUAUAUGUUGAGAAAACCUGAAUAAGUCUGCAUAAGCCUGCAGUUAUAAAUACUAAUAAGCUGUUAUUAAAUGGGCUGCACGGUGCUGUGGUGGCUCUCCGGGUUCUCAGGCUCCCUCCCUUCCACAGUCCAAAGACAUGCAGCUCAGGUUAAUUAAAGACUCUAAAUUGCCCGUUGGUGUGAAAUUGAGCGUUACUAGUUGUCUGUCUCUAUCUGUGCCCUGCGCUAGUCUGGUGACCUGUCCAGUUUUAUGUUUUAAAUAAUGCAUAUAGAAAGAUAAUUUACAUAGGAGAUAUGAUGAGGAAUAUUCUGACUAAUGUAUUAUGAAAGCAUAGAAAAGUAUGAUCACUGUAUUAUAUUUGUAACUAAUGUUAAUUGUAUGAUGUUUUAUUGUUAUCAUAACUAUAGGAUGGUGACGGUAUGAAUGAGAUGUGUUUUUUUUAUUAUGAGAGAGCUGCGUUCCCCGGGAGAUAGAUGGCUGUUUCCUGUUCAGGCUCUUAUUCUGAAAAGAAAGCGGUGAACAGCUGCUGUCCCUCAAGGCGCGUAGCUCGGUGGGUUUGAAAUGCUGGGAGCGAGAGGAGAGCCUGCCAGCGGGGCGAUGCAUGACAACACAAGACUGACUGGGAGCUUUAAGCUCACUGAAUGGAGACUGUAACGGUCCUGUUGAACCGUAGAGGGGUGGUGUCCUUCGAGCAGCUGCUAUUGGAUAUAUCUGAGGCGUUGGGUUUUCCUCGCUGGCACAGAGCCAGAGUCACACGCUUGUACACGACCCACGCACGAGAGGUGAAAGGUGUAUGUGAUUUCUUUCGUGGCGAAGUGGCCUUCCUGGCGGUGGGGAAGGCUCGUCCAGAGCUGGGCGAUGUGCAGGAGGCUCUGGAGGAGCUGUUUCCAGAUCAUUCCCAUUACCGGGCUGAUGCACUACAGGCCUGGGAGAAAAGACUUCGUCCAGUGCCAGAUAAAGCAGCAAAGGCUGACAGUGGAUACAGUGAGGGGACAAGCAGUAGCAAGACUCACACUAACCAGGAGACUCACCGGGACACAAAUACACGUGUCAACAACCAUGCGAUUACUCACACAAGUACUCAGCCGCCUCACUAUUUAGACACAAACCAGCCUGAAGAUUACAAGUUAGAGGCACGGGAGUGUCAUAAAAAGAAUUCAUGCGGAAAACCUUCUCACCUGCCCAACAACCUGCAGAGACUGUGUGUCAGGGGCGGGGUCAAAGCGCGACAGCCUUCUGUCAUUGGUCCAUUUAAACAUGAGGAAAGUCUUAAAGAAGCAGACAUAUUCUCUCCUACACUGUGUGAAGACUGCUUAGCAAGGAGAGUUAAACAUCAAGUCCCAGAGCGGCUCAAUCUACUGUCAGGGAAGGUCCCACUUCCUCCUGUGUCAAGGAAGCAAAAAGGAAGCUCAUAUGCAGAACAGGAAGUGAGGAAAUUGCACGUUCACAUCAGCCCUACACCUCCUCAGCCAAUCAGCAGACAAGAGGAAAAGACUGUGGCCCAAUUCAUUUCAAAUGUUCUUCCAAAUGUGGGUAAAGUAGACAAAGAGAUUCAGCAUAGGACGACCUUUGACCUUCCCUCAGAUGGCAGUGCUGUCACCCUGGCAGAUAUCGAGCAUUUCUAUGAAAUAGGACGGGUGGUUGGAGACGGCAACUUUGCGGUAGUGCGAGAGUGUUGCCGUCGCGACAACAAGCAAACCCUCGCUGUGAAGAUUGUUGAACGCUCCAAGCUGAUUGGUCGAGAGCACAUGAUGCAGAACGAGCUGAGUCUUCUGGGUAGCCUCCGUCACCCACGCAUCGUGCGGCUGUUGGCAGACCACCACACACAUACUCACUCCUACCUGGUAAUGGAACUGGUGAGCGGGGGGGAUCUGUUUGAGGCCAUCAGUGAGAGGGGGAAGUUUCCAGAGGCGGAGUCAGGACUGAUGGUGUCAGAUGUGAGCGAAGCACUGAACUACAUCCAUUGCAAAAGUAUCGUCCACCGAGACCUCAAACCAGAAAACCUACUGAUUGAGCAUGUGGCUGCUGGCCUCUGUCGGUUGAAGUUGGCAGACUUUGGUCUUGCCAUGGUUGUGACUGAACCAGUCUUCACUAUCUGUGGCACACCCACGUAUGUAGCCCCCGAGAUCCUCUGUGAGACAGGUUAUGGUGUUGCGGUGGACGUUUGGGCUCUGGGUAUUAUUCUCUAUAUCCUGCUGUGUGGAUUUCCCCCAUUUCGCAGUCGGGAUCGGGACCAGGAAGAGCUGUUUCAACUCAUAAAACAGGGACAACUCCACUUCUUGUCACCCUACUGGGACCCCAUCUCAGAAGAGGCCAGAGGCCUUGUCAGAGCUCUGCUUCAGCCAGAUCCCACAGUGAGGCUGACAGCAGAGCAGACCUCGGGGCAUCCCUGGGUGAAGGCUAUGGCUUCAACAAGCCGGCAGAGGGUGCUCACAGACAAAACUCAGAGGGAUUCAGCAGAUACUGGUGCAGAACUAGACAAGUCAGGACUAGUCCAGAGGCUUAUUCAGACCAAUGCAGCCAAAACAGUGCCAGACAAAACACCAGGACAAACCACUCGCGAGGGAGAGGUCACACAGAAAGGGUCCAGCACUGAGAUGAACACAGGAAGAGGACAAGAGGAAUACGAUCCACCACGGCAACUUUCAAAAGAGACAAGCACAGUGAACGCCUUUUCUCCACAGAUUAAAGUGUACACAGUUUCAGAGGCUAAACCAGGUCAACAGAAACCAGAGUGCAGAUCUACAUGCUCUGGCUCCCCCAGCAGGGAGCCAAGCAGGCCAGAAAUACAGGAUCCAGGUCCCACAGACUUGGAUUCUGGGAUCCCAGUGAGCCAGAGUGAACUUCUAUCCCAGAUUAAAACACAAUCAAAACAAAACAGACAACAGCAAUCCUCUCCAUAUUCAACUCCUUCCAUCAAUACAGCGCAAAGAACCACAGUGGAUCGCUCCACGCAACACCAUCCAUCCUCCAACCCAGCAGCUUCUUCAUCUCACUCUCUCCAUCAGAUAAACCUCACAUCUCCUCUUCACAACCCGACCACGGCCGACACCCAAAACCACCUCGCCCAACCCCAGGACCUGAACAUUCACACCGCCAACAACUCCACCCAUCCACCCACAGAGUCUGGACCUCGCUGUCAAUCUCCGGUUCAGCCGUGUGAUUAGAUCAGCAUCGUCAAUGUCAUUGUUCCAGACAAUACCACUGAUUUCCUGGCAGCUGAUCCUUGACUGACCUGCAGAUGAUCUGAUUUACUCUCUUGGGAUUGAAUAGGGUCUGAUUUGAUGAGGCUAGAUAUAUCUCAUACAUGUCUGUAAUCCAUGUAUCCCGCAAUCACAAAUUGAUAAUACAAUGAUGUGUAAUAAUGACCAAGGUCAGGUGAUGGGAAGUAGUAAAGAACUAUGUUGAAAUUAAUGGAAUAGAUUUAAUCAAGCAGGAGGUGAUCUGGAUAUAAACACGUUAGCUGUUUGUCACUGUUCAUAAUGUCAUGUUGUAUUCAUGAAAAUACUUUUUUGAAGUAUAUUUCUGAAGUGUUUUUGUUUAGGUUGUAUAUUUUCCUGCCAGCCAUGUUUAACUUUGAUAUGUUACGCCAUUCCCAGUGUAACUAUUUUGGAUUGCCUGUGUGACGACACCGACCCAUCCUCCUUGUUUACACCCUUCCCCUGUCUGUGCUAGGAUCUUGAGCUGGCAACAUUUGUUUACUAAACUAAAAAUAUCUGUACCAAUAACUUUUCAUUUUAAUCCUGGUUAAAGUUUGCCAUGUACUGAACUUUUGAAUGCCAUUGUUCUGAAAAUGUGCUUACUGUAAGUAUUUUGUAUUGAUAUUGUUUGGAAACAAACUUCUGCUGAUUGUAAUGAAUAUGAUUGUCACUGUAAACAUGUGAUGGUUA
Molecule: messenger RNA, 3995 nt
Organism: Pseudoliparis swirei
Lineage: Eukaryota; Metazoa; Chordata; Actinopteri; Perciformes; Liparidae
Gene: dclk3
Product: doublecortin-like kinase 3
Exons: 6
Coding region: 747-3272 (841 amino acids)
Biological process (GO): intracellular signal transduction; protein phosphorylation
Molecular function (GO): protein kinase activity; ATP binding
Source: RefSeq, a predicted model, not a curated record